Molecule: messenger RNA, 234 nt
Organism: Castor canadensis (American beaver)
Lineage: Eukaryota; Metazoa; Chordata; Mammalia; Rodentia; Castoridae
Product: WAP four-disulfide core domain protein 15A-like
Cellular component (GO): extracellular region
Molecular function (GO): peptidase inhibitor activity
Source: RefSeq, a predicted model, not a curated record
AUGAAGCUGAGCGGCCUCCUACUCACUGUGACCGUCCUCUGCCUCCACAUGGCCCAGCCGGGCUUCCUGAGGAAGGCCAAGUCAAAGCCUGGGUAUUGUCCGGAGUUCCCCCUUUCCUGCCGCUUCACCCUGUUCCCCUCUUGCUGGCGGGACAGAGGCUGCCCGGGGACGAAGAAGUGUUGCUUCUACUACUGUCGCAUGCAGUGCAUUGAGCCGUGGUGGACCUUGGAUUGA